CCUCAUUUUAUUUGAUGAGAAGGAAGACGGAAAACAGCGUAGAAGAUCCACGCUCAGAGAUAACGCUUAAACGACGACGAUCGCCACCGCCACACCACCACCAGGAACGGCAAUAAACCGGCACUCUGGACGUGCUCCGUCGCAGUCAUGGCACUCAAUCUCCGGCAAAGACAAUACGAAUGUGUUGCGAGAAUGUUGAAUCUGAACCAGCCGGUUAAUUCAAGUGGAACAGCGAAUGAAGAUGUUUACAAGAUUUUGAUUUAUGAUAAAUUCUGCCAGGAUAUUCUAUCUCCUCUGAUCCAUGUUAAAGAUCUCCGCAAGCACGGUAUUACUCUUUACUUCCUUAUCGAUAAAGACCGUAAGCCUGUUCACGAUGUACCUGCCGUAUACUUCGUCCAACCGACUCAGCUGAAUAUCCAGCGAAUUGUGGUCGAUGCUUCUCGGUCACUCUACGAUACCUUCCACCUCAAUUUCUCUUCAUCGAUUCCUCGACCGUUGCUUGAGGAUCUCGCAUCAGGAACUCUAGGUUCAGAUUCAAUUCAGAGGAUCUCUAAGGUACACGAUCAAUACUUGGAGUUUGUUACACUAGAGGAUAAUUUGUUUUCCCUUGCCAAUAAACAAUGCUAUGUUCAAUUGAAUGAUCCGUCAGCUGGUGAUCGGGAAAUUGAGGAAAUUAUUGAGAAAAUCGUCAGUGGUUUGUUUUCUGCCCUUGCAACCCUUUCUGUAGUUCCUAUAAUCAGAUGCCCUAGGGGUGGUGGUCCUGCUGAAAUGGUUGCUUCUCUGUUAGAUCAGAGGUUACGCGAUCAUCUGUUAGCAAAGAACAAUUUAUUCACUGAAGGUGGUAAUCUUUCCAACUCAUUCCAGAGGCCGAUUCUAUGUAUAUUCGAUAGAAACUUUGAGUUAUCAGUAGCCAUACAACACGAUUUCAGGUAUAGACCACUUGUUCAUGAUGUUCUUGGCUUGAGGCUUAAUAGUCUCAAUGUGCAAGGUGAGAAAGGUGGAAUGAAAUCCUACGAACUCGACAGUUCUGAUCCAUUUUGGGCUGAAAAUGGUUCACUCGAAUUUCCAGAAGUUGCUGUUGAGAUAGAAACACAACUGAACAAGUACAAGAAGGAUGUUGAAGAAGUCAAUAGAACUGGCGGGUCUGAAUUCGACUGUCCGGAUUUGAUCGGAAACACUAAGCAUUUGAUGAAUGCAGUCAAUUCAUUGCCAGAGUUAACUGAUCGUAAACAGGUGAUCGAUAAACAUACAAAUAUAGCCACGUCAUUGCUCGGGGAGAUCAAGGAGAGAUCCCUUGAUUCCUUUGCGAAAAAGGAGAACGAUAUGAUGAUCAAAGGAAACAUAGACAAAGCCGAGCUUCGAGCCGUUCUCAAAGGAAAAGGAACAAACAUAGAUAAGCUACGAUUCGCUAUCAUGUAUCUGAUAUCAUCCGAAAACAUCCCUCAAUCCGAAGUAGAAUUGGUUGAAACUUCGCUAAAGGAAUCAGAAAUCGACACUAGCGCAUUUCAUUACGUUAAAAAGAUGAAAUCGUUAAAUCUGUCUUUAUCUUCGUCGGUUAAUUCAGCAAGUAAAACGAACAUUGUGGAUUGGGCAGGAAAGCUAUAUGGGCAAUCGAUAAGUGCGGUUACUGCAGGUGUAAAGAAUUUACUAUCCAGCGAUCAUCAAUUGGCAUUGUCUAGAACAGUUGAGGCUUUAAUGGAAGGAAAACCAAAUCCUGAGAUUGAUUCUUAUCUCGUAUUUGAUCCUCGAGCUCCAAAGUCGAAUUCUGGAACAAGUGGGAGCGGUUAUUUGAAGGGACCGUUUAAGGAAGGGAUUGUGUUUAUGAUUGGAGGUGGAAACUAUGUGGAGUAUGGAAGCUUACAAGAGCUUGCGAAUUCGCAGCAAUCUGUAAAACGGGUCGUUUAUGGAACGACUGAAAUGUUAACGGGUGGUGAAUUUGUGGAGCAACUCGCAUUGUUAGGUAAGAAAAUGGGAUUAGGCGGCAACUAAUUUGCAGGUUGAAUUGAAACAAUCUAUAUGGUGUUUUUACAAAUUGGGGUUAUUUGAAAAUCUUGAUAUGUUUUUGGUUAGAAACAAGAU
This is a messenger RNA of Impatiens glandulifera, 2079 nucleotides long. RefSeq names its product SEC1 family transport protein SLY1-like. Lineage: Eukaryota; Viridiplantae; Streptophyta; Magnoliopsida; Ericales; Balsaminaceae. The transcript is spliced from 2 exons. Gene Ontology annotation, molecular function: syntaxin binding. The record is from RefSeq and is a predicted model, not a curated record. Gene Ontology annotation, cellular component: cytosol; Golgi membrane. Gene Ontology annotation, biological process: intracellular protein transport; endoplasmic reticulum to Golgi vesicle-mediated transport. The coding region runs from base 148 to 1989 and encodes 613 amino acids.